This is a messenger RNA of Hylaeus volcanicus, 784 nucleotides long. RefSeq lists its product as uncharacterized. Bases 43 to 654 code for a protein of 203 amino acids. The transcript has 7 exons. Gene Ontology annotation, biological process: endoplasmic reticulum to Golgi vesicle-mediated transport; intracellular protein transport; Golgi organization. Lineage: Eukaryota; Metazoa; Arthropoda; Insecta; Hymenoptera; Colletidae. The record is from RefSeq and is a predicted model, not a curated record. Gene Ontology annotation, cellular component: endoplasmic reticulum-Golgi intermediate compartment; COPII-coated ER to Golgi transport vesicle; Golgi apparatus.
UCACAUUUAAGUUUCAAUUAAAAAAAGAAAAUUGGUUCAUUAAUGGCAAUGCUACAAAUGAAAGUUUUUUUUUUACUUUUGACUUGUUUCUUUUCCAAUGUGUGUGCACUCAUGUUGAAAUUACCAGGGCGUGGAGAAGAAUGCCUCAUGCUAAAUUCUUCUAGGGAAAAUAUGACAUUAUCUUUUUCCGCUUAUCCAGAGACAACAAAACAAUUUGUAGCAAUUAUUCAAAAUAGUUUGAGCCCUGAAACCAUAUAUUAUCAUACGGAUAAAACCACUGGAAGUUACAAAUUUAAAACAACGGAUCAAACCAAUACCACUCGUUACAAAAUUUGUUUUGGAAAUUUGGGGACGGGUCCGUUAAGUGUGGAAUUUAUAAAUCGAUAUACAGGGACGCAUUUAAGCACUUUGGCUACGGAAGAAAGUACCCGUAAUUUGAUUGAAGCAGUUAGCAACAUUUAUAUGAACAUUUUAGAUACUUCCGAUGAAUUGCAUUAUAUGCUCGUAAGCGAAAAUGAUCAUCGAAAAACUGCUGAAUUAAUCAAUGAAAGAGUUUUAUGGUGUACUGCAUUUAAAGUCGUGGUUAUUCUUUUACUUGUUUUAAUUCAAAAUUGUUAUUUAAGAAGAUGCUUUGAAAUCAAGUUAACUGUUUAACGUUCAUUUUUAAGACAUAUAGCGAUUUGAUAAAGUGAGUAGAAAACAAAACGCGUUUUAACUUUUUUGUAAUUGAUUAUCUAGCCUUUUGAACCGCAUGCAAAAUUAGUUCUACAUUUCUGUUGAACCU